Molecule: messenger RNA, 1951 nt
Organism: Hyla sarda
Lineage: Eukaryota; Metazoa; Chordata; Amphibia; Anura; Hylidae
Product: zona pellucida-like domain-containing protein 1
Exons: 11
Coding region: 344-1594 (416 amino acids)
Cellular component (GO): cell surface
Source: RefSeq, a predicted model, not a curated record
UUGCACCCUGAGCCUCUUGAAUACUUUCAGCUAGAACGCUCCCACAACUCUCCAUUAAAAAAAAAGAAAUAAAUGAGAAGCACCACUCGGAUUUCAGGAUAUUAUAGACAUUUUCUGUUAAAGGAAUGUGAGAUCUAUUCAAUAUUCCCAUCUAAAUCCUUGUCUAUUUCAACAAGAGGUCUUUGGUAAUAAAUGAAUAUCUCUUUAGCCUGUUUAGAGGGCUGGAAUACACGCUGAAAAAAUGUUGUGUAGACCAGCGCACUAAGGCACUUGAUCACAUGCAGCAGAAAGGAACACAUGGAGGACAGCUGACUGGACUACAAAGGGGUAUUUGGGCUUGGCCAUGGAAUCGAUAUGGUUGUUGCUGCUGUUGUCAAUUUACAUGUUUCCAGUGGGUGCACAGUUUAAUGGAUACAACUGUGAUGCAAGUCAACAUAGCAGGUUUCCAGCGGAAAGAGAUAUCAGUGUCUACUGCGGUGUACAGACAAUUACAAUGAAGAUAAACUUUUGCACAGUUCUCUUUUCUGGCUAUUCGGAAACAGACUUAUCACUUAAUGGGAAACAUGGAGAUGCUCAUUGCAGAGGUUUCAUAAACAACAAUACCUUUCCUGCAGUGGUCAUUUUUACCAUCAGCCUCAGCACCUUGGAAUCUUGUGCAAAUAACCUAGUGGUGUCAUCUGUACCUGGAGUCAAUGUUUAUGGAAAUGCAUCAAUGGUACAAAUAGGAAAUAUUUCAGGAUAUAUAGACACGCCAGACCCUCCGACAAUUAUUAGCUAUUUGCCUGGACUUUUGUACAAGUUUAGCUGCAGUUAUCCUUUGGAGUACUUGGUCAACAAUACUCAGCUUGCUUCAUCUUCAGCUGCUAUUUCUGUGAAAGAUGGGAAUGGUACAUUCAUCAGCACAUUGAAUUUACUUCUGUAUAAUGAUUCAACCUACAGAGAGCAAUUGCUAGUUCCAAGCACUGGAUUGCCAUUGAAGACAAAAAUAUAUGCAGCAGUGAGAGCAACAAACCUUGACGGACGGUGGAAUGUUUUAAUGGACUAUUGUUAUACAACUCCCUCGGGUAAUCCAAAUGAAGACAUCAGAUAUGAUCUCUUCCUUAGCUGUGAUAAAGACCCACAGACAACAAUUUUUGAAAAUGGUAAAAGUCAAAUGGGAAGAUUUUCUUUCGAAGUGUUCCGGUUCGUCAAACAUAAAAACCAGAAAAUGUCCACUGUUUUCUUGCACUGUGUAACUAAACUGUGCAGAUCAGAUGACUGCCCUUACUUAACACCUACAUGCCACAACAGAGAAAGAAGAGAUGCACAUACAAAGACUACACUUGCCCCACAAAGUCUCUCUGGAAAUGCAGUUGUAUCUGCUGGUCCCAUUAUUACAAGAAGCGAUGAAACACCCACAAACAAUUCACAGCUUGCUCAGCCACAUAGUGCGCAGUUUCAGAUGAACUCAGUAACCAGCGCACUUAUCUCAGGAGUAGUCAUCCUCGGUGUCACCAGCAUUUGUUUUUUCACAAUCUCCCUUGCACUCCUGAACAGAAAUAAGAAUAACAGUUUGGUUUUAUGCGGAGUCCGAAACCCGGCUUUCAGCUCAUGAAAAUAAAAAUUGGACUAUUUUUUAACUGUUAUUUUUAACCUCAUUAUGUACUGUAUAUGUACAGUAUGUACAGUAUCUCAUUAACAUGUUAUCAUGUCAGUUGUGUGUGUUUUAAUGUAGCAUGUGCACUAUAAUAUACUGUAUUGAUAAGCUCAAUGGAUGAAAUGCAGAUGUAACAUUCAAUUUAUAUGAAAUUUAUUGUAUGAUAUUUCCAAUGAAAAGAAAGGAUGUGUACUGCUAUCUUUUUGUGGUCUUUUUAUGUAGUUAUUAACUCACUAUAAUUAUAUAUUGGUAUGAAAGUAAUACAUUCAACAGUUAGAUUAAUGCUAUAUUAAAGGGGUUCUCCCCAGGAUUUUU